Messenger RNA from Gigantopelta aegis, 1602 nucleotides. Its product is annotated as G-protein coupled receptor 84-like. Gene Ontology annotation, biological process: G protein-coupled receptor signaling pathway. NCBI's taxonomy places the organism in Eukaryota, Metazoa, Mollusca, Gastropoda, Neomphalida, Peltospiridae. Gene Ontology annotation, molecular function: G protein-coupled receptor activity. Gene Ontology annotation, cellular component: membrane. The transcript is spliced from 2 exons. The record is from RefSeq and is a predicted model, not a curated record. Bases 313 to 1551 code for a protein of 412 amino acids.
UGCUUUUCAUCGCACCUGCGGUGAUGGUUUUUACCUCUGUGCGUUUUGCUUCGCCAAGCCUGGUGAAGGUGCUAAAAAACUCAUCGCUGUGGAAUUGAUGAACAGGAAGAAAUAUAAAAAUAAAUAGAUAUACUGUAUUUCGAGGAUACAUUUCAUGUUGAUCAAAAUUGAAUGACGAUUUACGUCGACUGUUGUAACAAAACACUUAAUGGACACGUCAGUACCAAUACAUUUCAAGCUGGUGUAACCAUCACCCAGUAGUGACGUCAAGAAGAGAAAGGGUGAGGGAGAGAGAGAGAACUCAAUCACAGCAUGACAACACUUUCGGAUUCCACGGGUCUCUUAAACGAAACUGAAGAAGAAACCGAAAACGGAGCAUUCGAUGAAAUGGAAAUAAUCCGGAGAAUGAACAACGACAAGGCUGUGUUACUGAUACCGGCCAUCACCUACACCGUCAUACUGAUGGUUAUCGGAGUCAUUGGCAACCCGCUGGCGAUCUACAUCUACGGGUUCCGCUGGGAGAAGACGACUCUCAAGUACUUCCUACUGUCGCUGGCGAUCAUCGACCUCGUCAACUGCGUCAUCACCAUGCCGACGGAGAUCGCGAUGCUGCGGAACUUCUACUACUUCUCCAACGCCAAGAUCUGCAAGAUGUCGCGAUUCACGACCUACGUCAUGAACAACGCCUCCUCCGCCAUCUUUCUCGUCAUAGCCGUCGACAGGUACAUCAAGAUCUGCAAACCGUACACCAAGCCGAUGAGCGUCAGAGCUUCAAAGGUCGCCUGUUGUGUGGCGCUCUUCGCCGGUGUGUCUGUUUCCUGGCCGGCCGUAGUGAUGUACGACAGGAUCGACGUGCCCAUCAGGACCAACGUCACCGGUGCAGUCUGCGGCGUGCAUCCUCAGGAGCACUACAAGCCGUACCUGUUAGCGUUCUUCAUCUAUCUGUGGGUGGCCUUCAGCCUGAUAGGGGUGGUCAUAUCUGUCCUGUAUAUACUCAUCUACAGGGCGAUACUCACGAGGAAGAAGUCCAAGUUACGCUUGUCGGGUCGCUCCGAAGAUGCCUUGAAAAGGAUUCGAAGCGAAACCAGCAGCCACAAUGACGCUGGCAGCACAGCGACCCCAAAAGACGGGCCCGAGACCUGGAAAAUACGUUCGUACACAUCCAAUGAUGACGCGGAACACCAAAUGCCGGCAGACUACUCUCUGUCGAAGUUUUCCAAUGGGAGCCGUAGAAACACAUCUAAGACGAAGUGGGACAGUUUAAGAUUCCGUCCAGGGAGAUCAACUGUGAUGCUGUUCGCUAUUACCGUGGUGUAUGUGUUGACGUUUUUACCCUUCCUGAUCGUGACUAUUAUCCGGACGCACGUGGGAGCGUCGUUUUAUUCGUCCCUGACGAAGGGGGAAGAGGUGGCCGUCAACAUCUUCCUCAGGUCGUACUUGGUGAACAACUGCGCCAACCCUAUCGUCUACGGUUUCUGUAACGUUCAGUUCAGACAGGAGUGUAAGCAACUCUUUAAAAGAGUGUGUUGUCGAAAACAGGAUAAUCCGUAACACAAAUCACCUUAGGUUAUUCACGUAAUCUAUAUCUAUUUCUUAAUGUUU